CGGCGAGAUCCUUGUAUUCCCAUCUCUAUUGGUUAGGGAUCAAAAACAUGCUUCCCGUGUUCAUCUGCAUUGUCACGUCUGAUCAACAUUGCAAGUUGGAAUACCAGCUAUGUCUGCUAUAAAGGACUUGAAACUCAAUCCAGUUGUAUGACCUAUUAGUGCUCGAUAUCACUGUGACUUCUUUAUCAGAUCCGACGUCUUUUCCGAAGACGAAGAGAGUUUUGUAUCAGAUCUCUGCAAUUCUCUUAUCGUUCCCUUUCCUUUUCUCUUAAACAGAAAGCCACUUGCUAGUCAUGAUCAAGAUAGCAAUCGCCGGGACGGGCGGCCUGGCACAGUAUCUUGGGCACUAUCUUGAUACACAAACAUCUCACCAAUUCAUCUUCCUCUCAAGAAACCCUAACCCAGGCUUAUCCACCAAAGGAUGGCAAGUGAUCCAAGUGAACUACAGCAACGACCAGGACCUCCGCUACAAACUGACCGGGAUUGACAUGGUCAUUUCCACUAUCCACGGACAAGCCCAACUGGCCUUAAUCGACGCAGCAGCCCACGUGCAUGUGCAACGAUUCGUCCCAGCCGAAUUCGAAGGCCUACCUGCCCUCAGACCGCAGUCAGACAUCCUGGAUCGCGGCAAGACAGCAGCCCUGAAUAAACUAGCACAAUACAGACCCUACGGAAUGGAAUAUGCCGUCUUCGCCUGCGGUGUUUUCUACGAGCGCUUCGCUCCUGGCGGAAUGGCCGCUUUGCAACUUGGUCAGAGUAUCUAUGCAGCUGGAGAAGGUGACUAUGUCAUGGAUAUACGAAACAUGGUGGCUCGGAUCCCGUAUUUCGAUUCAACAGGUCGAGAGGUUCGAAUAUGUCUAACGUCCGCUCAGGACGUUGCCAGAUUCGUCGUUGCGGCGCUGGAACUGCCGGAAUGGCCUACUGAGUUUACGAUGUGCGGUGAGCGAAUGACGCUGAAUGAUCUUGUUGGUGUUGCGGAGCAUAUGAUGGGUGUUCACCAAUUCCACCGUGUCGGCCAUACCGUGGAGUCAUUACAGCAUAGUCUGGAAUACGCAAAGGCUACAGGAAAUAUGCCUGAACAGUGGCGUCUUUAUCAGUUAUUCGGUACGGCGAUGGGGAGGUAUGACUUCGAGGAAGCGAAUCUGAAUACCAUGGUCAAUGUUCGACCCAUGAACUUCAGAGAUUGGCUUUGCGCAGUGUGGUCUCGGAGAGUCUGAUUUGUAUUGCACGCAAUAAUGAUAAUAAUGUUUUUUUUAUGCGUUGAUGAUGCAUUUCGGGGUGCAGGAUUAGAUUAACAUUUUCUGGUGCGAUGGUUUAGCUAGGGUGGUGUUCUAGGAUACUACAAAAAAGUGAUAGGAUGCUGCUAAAGAAUAAUAACUUAUCAGAGUCUGUGUCAGUUGCGAGGUAUUCCAAGAGAAGUAUAACCGAUUG
Paecilomyces variotii is the source of this 1431-nucleotide messenger RNA. RefSeq lists its product as hypothetical. NCBI's taxonomy places the organism in Eukaryota, Fungi, Ascomycota, Eurotiomycetes, Eurotiales, Thermoascaceae. The record is from RefSeq and is a predicted model, not a curated record. The transcript has 4 exons. Bases 294 to 1217 code for a protein of 307 amino acids.